This is a messenger RNA of Aspergillus clavatus NRRL 1, 3564 nucleotides long. RefSeq names its product guanine nucleotide exchange factor. Gene Ontology annotation, molecular function: protein binding; guanyl-nucleotide exchange factor activity. NCBI's taxonomy places the organism in Eukaryota, Fungi, Ascomycota, Eurotiomycetes, Eurotiales, Aspergillaceae. Gene Ontology annotation, biological process: Ras protein signal transduction; positive regulation of GTPase activity. Bases 1 to 3564 code for a protein of 1187 amino acids. The record is from RefSeq and is a predicted model, not a curated record. The transcript has a single exon. Gene Ontology annotation, cellular component: plasma membrane.
AUGGGACCAAUGAAGAGACAUAUUGCCCCGUUAAAGAUCGACAAAGCAAUCUCGAAUCAUUCCGUGACGACUUCGGGGACUGGACACUCUUCCAGCAACCGUUGCUAUUCCACGCAGCAUAACCUGCAAAUGUCACCACCAUUGACACCAUAUAGCGCAACCUCAAAUCAAGACGACAGUAUGGAGCGAUCAGACCAACCUCGGGCGGUCUUCCAUAACUAUCUCCGUGCAUUCUAUCCAUUCCAUCAACCCGGAGAUGUAUCGCCGGCAACCAUUACUCUCCCGCUGGAACAAGGCGACAUCAUUCUAGUGCACUCCGUACACACCAAUGGUUGGGCAGAUGGGACUCUCCUCGAUACCGGAGCGCGAGGCUGGCUCCCAACCAACUACUGUGAAGCCUAUGACCAGCUUCCGAUGCGCCCACUCCUGAAAGCCCUCACAGACUUCUGGGAUAUCAUUCGCGGCGGAUGCGGGUCUUCCCUGCGUGACUUCGUGAAUCAAGAUCUGCUUAAGGGCCUCAUCGCCGGAGUUCGUAUCCUACUGGUGAGUACAUCAAAUAGACCGAACAAUAUCAAAGGGAACAAUGCCAUUAACAUAGAGCAGGAUAAAUCAGAAUGCCUCACUCGGGAUUCAUACCUCCUAAAGAGGCACGACAGUCUGCGCAGAAACCGUAAAACAUUGCUCUCAGACCUCGCUGCCCUUGUCCGCAUCACAAAAGAUUUCCAGGUUAUUGCCAGCGGCAACCCGCUCGAGGACGAAGUCGAGUAUAUGCUUGAUGAAAUGCUCCUCAAGGCAUUCCGCCUGGUGACUCGUGGUGUGCGGUUCCUUGAUAUCUGGACCGAGGAAGUUGGGUUGAGUCGGACAAUCGCGGAGUUGGAGCAACCAAAGGCCUAUGAAGGUCCGCUAACACCGGCAUCUGAGACGUUCACCUUGUCGGAUGUGGCCCGCUCAGAGGCCGACAUCGAGAGGAACGAAUCCCGCCUCCUCAACCGUGGUCGUCUGUCUAUGAGUCGUGCAUCAAACCGAAUGGAUGUGCUUGAGCAGUCGCGACCGGUUUCAGUGACCACCAAGCGGAUAUCCAUCUCCCACCGGGUGUCCUACUCCGGACCUGCUGCAGCCGCCCGAAACCCAAACCUCGCAUCGGAACGACUCAACGCCACGUACGACGCCUUUCUCGGCGUUUUGGGGUCGUUCAUUGGCCUCCACCUGCAAUCUCGCUCCUCAACGGAGCUGGUCGUCACGACCGAGCAAGCUGUUCGCUCCUGCCGUGGAUUACUCACCGUGGUCGAGGCUGUCUGCGAGCAUGACCCCCGGGGCAGCGAGCUCCUCGACCCCGCCAAGGAUAGCAUGUAUGAGCGUUUGUCCGAGCUGGUUUUCGCCGCUCGCGACGCCUUCCGUCCUGCGCAGUCUCCGGACGACGAGCUGGUUUUCAUGCCUGAUGAGGGGAAGCGACUGGUCGAUGCUGCCACUGACUGCGUUCGAGCGGCGGGAAAUUGUCUGUCCAAAGCUCGCCUGGUGCUUGAGCAAACGGGGGAUUUGGAACUGGAGGCCCUGCCGCAGGAGGUGACACCGACCGACUGUGCGCGGCCUGGUUCGCAAUCGGAGCAGCAGGUUGGCGACCAGACUGGAGCGUCCCUGCGACUGCCCCCCCCUCCUCUGCAGAUCCCGCAACACAAUGAUAUGCACGUUCCCCCACCGACUCCAGGUCUUACUGAGGAUACUACCCCAUCAUCUUGCAAUUCUCGCACUAUGGACAGCCCAGCAAAUGCUGCCGCCGACCUCCCAUCUUUCUCUUCCACCACCACUCUCGCCACUAGUCCCGUCAAGACUUCUUUCUGCUCGUCCACCAAUUCUGGGGCCUGUGGAUCGAGUAUGCUUCUCGACCGAACUAGCCACGCCAAGUUUGAGGUCGAUGAAUCCUUUGGUCGUGGGGUGACCAGCACUGGCAGCAGCUUCACCUAUCACAGCCACCUCCGCGACUCUGAGAUGAGUGGUGUGUCCCAGACCUCGACCCGCGCCACAUCCCCCGAUAUUGGCAGCAACUACCAGGCACCGUCUCUCAAGGGAAGCACCAGCCACUCGACCCUGGCCGAGGAGGCUGACGAGACAGAAGUCAACAUUCUGGAGAAGACCUAUGCACACGAGCUGAUCUUCAAGGAUGGCCAGAUCAUGGGCGGUAGCCUACGCGCCCUGAUCGAGAAGCUCACCGCGAAUGGCUCGACGCCCGAUGCAAUGUUCGUGUCGGCCUUUUACCUUACCUUCCGUCUGUUUGCAACCCCGCUGGAAUUCGCGGAGAGUCUUGUCGAACGGUUCGAUUAUAUCGGUGAUACACCUUACGCAGCAGGACCGGUGCGCCUCCGCGUGUACAAUGUGUUCAAGGGGUGGCUCGAAUCCCACUGGCGUCACGAUUGUGAUACAAGUGCACUGGAGUUCAUCGUGACCUUCGCCAAAACCGCGCUGAUGCAGUCUCUCCCGUCGGCUGGCAAGCGUCUUCUCGAGCUCACCGACAAGGUGUCAGCGCUUCAGGGACCCGUUGUGCCUCGUCUGGUCUCAUCGAUGGGCAAGACCAACACCGCGACCGCACAGUAUGUGCAUCCCGAUACUCCUCUCCCGCCUCCUAUCCUUGGCAAGAAGGAGGUCAACCUACUCAAGCAGUGGAAAAAUGGCGACGGGGCUCUGAGUAUUCUGGAUUUCGACCCCAUGGAACUGGCCCGCCAGCUGACCAUCAAGGAGUCGAGAAUCUUCUGCACCAUCCUCCCCGAAGAGCUGUUGGCCACCGAGUGGAUGAAGAAGACCGCCUCGCUGGCGGUCAACGUCCGUGCUAUGUCGACUCUUUCCACCGACCUGGCGCAUCUGGUGGCGGACUCCAUCCUGCAGCUGGAAGAGCCAAAGAAGCGGGCAGCAAUCAUCAAGCACUGGGUUAAGAUCGCCAACAAGUGCUUGGAACUCAACAACUAUGACUCGCUUAUGGCGAUUAUUUGCUCGUUGAACUCGUCGAUGAUCUCGCGUCUUCGACGGACGUGGGAGGUGGUGUCGCAUAAGACUAAGACGACGCUCGAGAUGCUGCGGGGGAUUGUGGACGUCUCCCGCAACUACGCCGUCCUUCGUCAGCGACUUCAGGGACAUGUCCCGCCAUGUCUGCCGUUUGUGGGCACCUACCUCACCGACCUCACCUUCGUGGACCAUGGCAACCAGGCCCUGCGCAGCUUGCCCAUCGACGAUGGUGAGAUGGCGGUCAUCAAUUUCGACAAGCACAUGAAGACCGCUAAGAUCAUCAGUGAGCUUCAGCGGUUCCAAAUUCCUUAUCGCCUGACCGAAGUGCCCGAACUCCAAACCUGGAUGCAAAAUGAGCUGGUGCGGGUUCGGUCCAAUGGCGAGAAAAGUCUCCAGACCUUCUACCGUCGGUCUCUCGUCCUGGAGCCCCGCGAGACUCCCCAGCGGCCGACCCUGCAGGCCGAGGUUAGCAGCAGCUCCGCAUCCAUUCUGGAGAACGCCAAGGACAAAUUCGACCUCUUCUCCUGGACGUACCCUUCCAAGGCCAAGUCCGUUGCGACGCACGGCUGA